Messenger RNA from Colletotrichum navitas, 1065 nucleotides. RefSeq lists its product as uncharacterized. The record is from RefSeq and is a predicted model, not a curated record. NCBI's taxonomy places the organism in Eukaryota, Fungi, Ascomycota, Sordariomycetes, Glomerellales, Glomerellaceae. Gene Ontology annotation, molecular function: protein binding. The transcript is spliced from 2 exons. The coding region runs from base 1 to 1065 and encodes 354 amino acids.
AUGCCAGAGGAAGACGAGGCGGCUGACGAAGAGAGCAAGCUGCAGCAUCCCGAGCUUCCAGAUGCUGCGAGGACGAACAUCCCACCUUCCCUACCACAACCGACCGCCGUCAUGUCGUUGUUCAAGCGCACGUUCAGGUCGCAAGACCCCAACGUCCGCGUCGACAAGACGUCGAGGCUGAAGAAGUCGAGCUCGAUCCGGGAUCCCCAGAAGCUAUCGAAAAUGCAACAGUCCACAACGGAUAACAGGCCCGCCAUGGCCCCGCCAGCAGUCCCCGCGCCGCACCCGUCGAAGUCGGCCAAGGCGCCCAAUAAGUCCGUGGCCCCCUCGCCCAUCGUCACCCUGACCGUCGGCCGAGAGGGCCGGCUGUUUGCCGCUCACGAGGACGUCCUCUUCCAGUCGUCCUUCUUCGAGGCCGCCUGUCGAGGCCAGUUCUUUGAGUCGCAGAGCAAGAGGAUUGCCCUCCCCGACGAAGAACCCGAGAUCUUCUCCUCCGUCCUCGAGUAUCUCUACAAGGGCGACUACUACCCUCGCCUCAUGCAUAACAGGCACCGCAACUCUUGGGAGCUCGAGGACGCCGUCAGAGGAACUCCCCAAUCUUCCCCCAACCCCGCCGAACACCACAGAGGUGGCCGCGCAGCUGCCAUGCCGCCCACGCCCACAACGACAAGCACCCCGAGUGAGGCGACAAUAUACGUCGCGGCCUGUGAGCAACAUAUCCUCCGUGACACCGUCAUCUACUGUGCCGCGGAGCGAUACGGGCUCGAGGAGCUCAAACGCUUGGCUCUGCGCAAGCAGGGCCUGCAGACCGGCAUCGACGUCGGCACCAUCUUGCGCUCCGCCCAAUACGCCUAUGCUCACACCCCCGACUCGGAUUCGCGGCUGCGCGCUCACUACCUUGCCCUGAUCAUUCGGUGUCGUAAGACAUUUAAGAGGAGCGGAACCAUGCAGACCGAGAUGGAGCAAGGUGGCAGCAAGCUUUUUUUCGACCUGUUCGUGGCCAUGUGCAACCACCUAGACGACGUGAUCGACCACAGCAACGCGCGAACACCCAAGACCGUCUGA